Messenger RNA from Aricia agestis (brown argus), 1292 nucleotides. It is a transcript of the gene TAR2, whose product is annotated as octopamine receptor 1-like. Lineage: Eukaryota; Metazoa; Arthropoda; Insecta; Lepidoptera; Lycaenidae. The coding region runs from base 1 to 1281 and encodes 426 amino acids. Gene Ontology annotation, molecular function: G protein-coupled receptor activity. The transcript is spliced from 5 exons. The record is from RefSeq and is a predicted model, not a curated record. Gene Ontology annotation, cellular component: membrane. Gene Ontology annotation, biological process: adenylate cyclase-activating adrenergic receptor signaling pathway.
AUGAUAGCAGACCUCGACUACAUAGACAGCGCGCAAUGGAACACCACACGAACAGAAUACACCAUAGAAAACACAAAAGAAAACACCACUUGUGGUACCUGUGAUAAUUGCAAUAGUACUUGUGAUUAUGACGUAGUUGAAGUCGGGGUGGUUAGUGUGUUAUGUCUGUUGAUAGUGGUGACUGUGAUUGGUAAUACUCUGAUCAUAUCAGCGGUGGUGACCACGAAGAGGCUGAGGACGGUGACCAACUGCUUCGUCACCAGUUUGGCAGUUGCUGAUUUGCUGGUUGGGAUAUUCGUGAUGCCACCGGCGAUCGCUGUACAUAUUAAUGGCACGUGGGAGCUGGGCUGGGUGCUGUGCGACAUCUGGAUCAGCCUGGACAUCCUGCUGUGCACCGCCUCCAUCCUGUCCCUGUGCGCCAUCAGCGUCGACAGGUACCUAGCAGUAACACGUCCCCUGACGUACUCCAGAAGAAGAAGAUCCAAGAAGUUGGCACUGACGAUGAUCUUCUGUGUGUGGGUGUCCGCUAGUGCCAUCACGUGCCCGCCUAUGUUUGGAUGGUACGAGCCCGACCACAACCAGGGUGGAGUCUGCCGGUACAACCAGAACGCCGGCUACGUGGUGUUCAGCGCAAUGGGAUCGUUCUUCCUACCCAUGGCGGUGAUGGUGUACGUGUAUGCGCGGAUCUCGUGCGUCGUGGCCAGGAGACACCAGCAGUUGGCGACGACGGCGCCGAAGUCUAAGAAGCAACACUUCUCCUGCAUACGGACAGAAUCCGACUCAGGAUCUGACAAACUCUCUCUCCGGCAGAACGUGUCAAAACAGACCUCCAAAAACUCCACCCAGCCUAGCGAAUUUUCGACGCAGAGCCAGAAAUGCCCCUGCUGCUUUAAAACCGAUAGAAAGAGAUGCAAAUAUCAGAAAGAGCGAUACGAUAUCACCUUCAAAGCGAACUACCGAUAUAAGAACCAGAGGAAUAGAUCUGUGAAAGAACCAAUGGAGAAUCGCGUAUCCUCCCUCCGAAGGGAGACCAAAACCGCUCAAACCCUAAGUUUUGUGGUAGGAGGUUUUAUCGCCUGUUGGUUGCCAUUCUUUUUAUAUUAUUUACUAACGCCUUUCAUACCUAAUGACUACGUCAACCCGGUGUUAAUGUAUGUGUUGACGUGGCUGGGUUGGUUUAAUUCUGCCAUCAACCCUUUUAUAUACGCGUUCUAUUCACCGGAUUUCAGGAUGGCGUUUUGGAGGUUGACCAUAAAGAAAUGUAAAAGAGAUAAGCAUUGACGUGGGUACUU